Zea mays is the source of this 1327-nucleotide messenger RNA. RefSeq lists its product as uncharacterized. Lineage: Eukaryota; Viridiplantae; Streptophyta; Magnoliopsida; Poales; Poaceae. The transcript has 4 exons. Bases 94 to 1167 code for a protein of 357 amino acids. The record is from RefSeq and is marked provisional.
CGUCGGUUCGUCGGGCGUAGCGGCAGCGAUGAUAUUUUAGUCGUACUCGUACAGAAGCCACAGCCCUCUGCUAGCUAGCUAGCUCCUGCUAGAAUGGAAAGUGCAGGAGGGGAAGCUCGGCCGGUGCUGCCGCCGCCGCCGCCGCCGGUGCAAGAGCUCGCCGGCGCAGCGAACGACGUGCCAGCUCGGUACGUCGCGCGCGCAGGCAACGAGCCCAAGGUCACGGUAACCGCGCCGGUCCCGGUCAUCGACCUCGCCCGGCUGUGCCAGCCGGGCGGCGGCGCCGACGAGGCCUCGAAGCUCCGGCUGGCGCUCGAGUCCUGGGGUCUCUUCCUGGUGACCAACCACGGCAUCGAGGCCACUCUCAUGGACGCCAUGAUGGACGCGUCGAGGGAGUUCUUCAGGCAGCCGCUCCAGGAGAAGCAGAAGCACAGCAACAUGAUCGACGGCAAGCACUUCCAGCUCCAAGGGUACGGGAACGACCGGGUGGCGUCGGAGGACCAGGUCCUGGACUGGUGCGACCGCCUUUACCUCUUGGUGGAGCCUCAGGAGGACAGGAGCCUUGACCUAUGGCCCGCAUGUCUAAGGGACGUUCUGCACGAUUUCACCACAGAGUGCACGAGAGUGAAGGACUGCCUGCUUCGAGAAAUGGCGAAGGCGCUAGAUGAGCUCGGCGACGACGACGACUACUUCAUCGACCAGUUCGGCGACAGGGCCGACACCCAUGCCAGGUUCAGCUACUACCCUCCGUGCGCGCGGCCGGACCUCGUCUUCGGCCUGAGGCCUCACUCCGACGGCACGUUCCUCUCGCUUCUCAUGCUAGACGACAGCGUCGGCGGGCUUCAGGUUUUCCGGGACGGAGCCUGGUACGACGUGCGCACCAGACCUCACACCCUGCUCGUCAAUCUAGGAGACCAAAUAGAGAUAAUAAGCAAUGGGAUCUUCAAGAGCCCAGUGCACCGGGUUGUAACAAACGCGGAGAAAGAGAGGCUAUCAGUGGUUCUGUUCUAUUCUAUAGAUCCUGAGAGAGAAAUCCGGCCCGCUGACAAACUGAUAGACGAGAACCAUCCAGCACUAUACAAGAAGGUGAAAGUCAAAGAAUAUACUGCUGGACUCUACGAACAUUUCUCUCGAGGGAAAUUGGUUAAAGAGACUGCAAAGAUAUAGCUUGUUCGCUUUGGAUUAAAUCCAUGGACUAAUCCUUAGAGACAAAAACACUGUAUAAGUAGUAAAAGUCGGUACGAAUUAAAGCUCAAGCUAGUCGUAUCUAUGUAAUGAAUAAGGGUGAAACCUUUGCGAUCCUAGAUAAUAAAUGAAAUUAAUUUUU